UGUUGUUGUUGUUGUUUACCUGUCUCCCUGCAGAUGUGGAUGAGUGCGUUGCUGCUGACGAGGAUCUCCUCUGCGAUCAUUUCUGUCACAACUUCAUCGGGGGGUUCUACUGCUCCUGUCGCUACGGUUACCAGCUGCAUGCCGACAACCGCACCUGCACAGUGGAGUGCAGUGAUGGUGUGUUCAGGGAGCGCUCUGGAGUUCUGAGCUCUGUAGAUUUCCCCUCUCCGUACCCUAAGAGCUCCGACUGCUCCCUGAGGAUCCAGGUGCCGCCGGGCUUCAGGCUCCGCCUCCACUUCCACUCCCACUUCGACAUCGAGGACCACCCCGAGGUCAGCUGUCCUUAUGACCAGCUGAGGGUGGUGUCUGGCAGCAGGACGUUCGGUCCAUUCUGCGGGACUCGAGCUCCAGACGACAUCGAGACUGACGGACACGAGGCGACGGUGAUGUUCCACAGCGACGACUCAGGGGAGAACGUGGGCUGGAGACUGACCUACACAACUAUAGGAAGUACGUGUGCGGCACCUGAAGCCCCACCCCAUGCCCUGCUGACCCCCGUCCAAUCAGAAUACUCGUUCAAAGACCACAUCCUGUUCACCUGCUCAACUGGAUUCACUCUGCUGCAGGAUGGAGAGGCUCUGGAUCAUCUUCAGAUCGUCUGUCAGUCUGACGGCUCGUGGAGCAGCAGCCCUCCCCGCUGCCAGAUUUGUUCUCCAGGAGUUUUUGGAGGACCUGACGUACAUGGUGAACAUGAGAGUCUUUGUCAGAAAAAACCCGCCCCAGCCAGGGAGGAAGACGGGCGGAUCAGACCUACACGAAGAGAGGUGUCAAUGUACUCCUUCAUAGCCUCCUUCUCAGGACCCGAGAUGGAGUAUAACCUACCCUUCGGAAUUGGAGCCCCAGUGGUGGAUUGUGGGACUCCACAUGCGGUUGCCAUGGCCGACCUGGUGUUUGGUAGUCAUGACAACAGCACAGUGUUUGGAUCCACGGUUUCCUACCUCUGCCGCGAGGACGCCGUCCGGCUGGACCCUAGCAACA
Gymnodraco acuticeps is the source of this 1038-nucleotide messenger RNA. Its product is annotated as mannan-binding lectin serine protease 1-like. Gene Ontology annotation, cellular component: extracellular region; blood microparticle. Gene Ontology annotation, molecular function: calcium ion binding; serine-type endopeptidase activity. Gene Ontology annotation, biological process: complement activation; zymogen activation. NCBI's taxonomy places the organism in Eukaryota, Metazoa, Chordata, Actinopteri, Perciformes, Bathydraconidae. The record is from RefSeq and is a predicted model, not a curated record.